Molecule: messenger RNA, 7903 nt
Organism: Caenorhabditis auriculariae
Lineage: Eukaryota; Metazoa; Nematoda; Chromadorea; Rhabditida; Rhabditidae
Source: the annotation of a GenBank genome assembly
AUGAAGAUUCUAUGGGAGAGCGAAGACUGGCCUGGUGCGCAAAUCGAGCCAUCUAUUACACACCUUUCAUGGAUUCCACAACCCGAAAAGCCAGGUCAUGGAUUGCUUGGUGUCGGUAGCGACUCUGGGUCCGUCGGCAUCACUCUCACAGACUUUUUGCCGACACCGGAUGACAACGCAAGAUACAAUUUCAACCUGCGCGGUCAUCACACAGGAAUCCGUAUGGUCACAUGGAACAAGACACAGUGUAAACUGGCUUCCUGCGAUGCGUCAGGUAUCAUCUACGUAUGGGUGCGAAACGAAGAUCGAUGGAGUGUUGAGCUAGUCAACGACCGCGGCGUAAAAGUCAACGAUCUUAGCUGGAGUCCAUGCGGAUCUUCAGCUCUUAUUUGCUAUGAAGACAACUUUGUGCUUAUCGGAUCGGCGUCAGGGCAACGAAUCUGGAGCAACUCCUUUCCGACCGGUGUCUCCACGACAGUUACCUGCGGCGUCUGGGCGCCGGACUCGAAGCAACUGGUGUUAGGCUUCGCCUCUGGAAACAUUCAAGUGCUGUCGAACCAAGGCGCCAACAUCACCGAGAAAAAGUUCACCGACGAUAGAGUCCAGAACAUGGCGUUUUCUUCUCUACGAAACGAAGAGUGGACGCUUGCCUUGCUGACAUCUGCGAACCGCGUCAUGAUGAUCAACGCGUACGACCAGAUCGAAGCUCAAACUUACAAAUCGCCAUACGCGAUCCUUCAAAUGCAGUGGAACUGUAACGGCACACUGUUGGGGCUUAUAAACUCAAACAACGAGCUGGUGAUGCUCAACGAAAGCGCCAAGGUUGUUCAUCGGGAAACGAUUACAAUCGCUCGUGGAAAGGCGUUGACAGCCUUCACAUGGGCACACAACGGCCAGGCGGUGAUUGUGGCUGCUGGCGGACGACUAACAAUUGGAAAGAUCCUGCCAGGUGUACCGUCUCUCUUCGACAUCGUCGCCUACGACUUGUGGAAGCUUGUCGGCCACAGUUCUCAGCGUGCAGACAAACUGCCGCUUCCUGCGAGAGAGAUGAGUGCCGUCAAGGCUCUUGAUCAUCACAUCAUCCGCGUCAGAUUUUUUUUUGUGAUAUGAAUUAUAAUUUUUUUCAUUUCAGUGUCGAAUUCCACGAACGUCAAAUCUGUGCUCGUUUGUGUGUAGUGUGAUUGACGCUAGAUGUUAUUGUACUAUUCGGCCAAUGUCGAAAGGAAGCAACUCGUACGUUCUUUGCAUUGAGCAUCUCGGCGGACUGGUUCCGGUUUUGAUAGGUUGGUUAUUUUCAUUAUUAUUAUUUUUUUUAAUUUUGGAGAAAUCCUAGUUUUUUUAUUUUUUGCAAGAAUAAGUAAAUUUGAAAACAAAAGAGUUCAAAAUUUAGUUUAGCACUUAUUCUAACCUCAUUUUCUUACUGAUAAAUAAGUUCGAAGAAGGGAACAUAAUUAUGGUAACUCAAAGUUUCGAUAAAUUUCUGUUUACAGGACGGCAAGUUAAUCGAUUCCUACCUCAAUUUCAAAUUUUCCUUCACCCCAGUUCACCUUUUCAACCUGCAAUUGGCUCAAACGCUCAAGUUGGUCAGUGAACGACUUUGGCGAUUUUCUUUAAAUAUAAUUUUCCAGAAGACGUGAACGCGUUAGUGAGAAAUUCUACUGGGCGGAAUUCCCUUUGGAGGAGAAGCAAACGUCAAAUACGCGCUUUGAUGUCUAGGUCUUUAAAUUUUGAAUUUCAAUGUUUUAUCCAUAUGAUAAAGUUGGUAUGAGGUAUGAUUUGUUCGCCCAGAUUUGAAACUUUCUUCCUUCUUUUUUUUUCUCUUUCUAGGCGAGGUCAAAGAAACAUGGGAAAAGUACAUAAAUAGGAAAGCGUCACCGAGAGAGAAAGAGGGCGCUGAGAAAACUCUGCUGUUUGAAGCUGUGGCUAACUAGCUGUGAAGGAAUUUAAAAUUUUAUUUUAGAUUUUCGUUUCAACAUCAAAAUUGAAAAAAAACGCACAAAUUUUUAGUAGAAACAGCUCGACUUUUUUUGAGUUUCCUAGCGAAGCAAAAUUGGACCAUUAUGGAUGUUGAAUCUUUUUAUCGCGUUCACUGAUCUUUUUUUCGUUUAGUUUCACCGAAAAAAUGCAAAUUUAUUUUCAGGCACGUGCGAUCGAACCGCAGCGAAAUGCGAUUAGUACAAGUUUCCUCGAAUGUUUGGUGUACGCGUUUCAACAUCUCAUCUCUUUCCCCAUCUUACCUUCCAUACUUUUUGGGACAGGUUCAUUCAAAAAAGAAAAGGAUCAGAAAAAAGGUGUAUUCAAGGUUGUGUACAAAACGUCAGUUCUGCACCUGCAACCGCGGCAAAUGACCAUCGACCUCGCGAUGUUGGGUUUGGACAAGAAUUCGGCCAACGACGGGACGACGGCCAAGGAACAGGGGACAGACGAAAACUCGCAGCAAGCCUCCAACACGGCCGACGAGGGACUAACUUCAGAGGAACGGCUCUUUUUCGAGAAGGUAGACAUCAUCAUCAACAGUUUUGGACAGUUUUGAAGGCACAGGGAGAUUAUGAUGAGUGUAGUGUCGCAAAACGUACUCAAGGACUGGUCGGAAAAUGUUGGUCCUAUCUGAUUUUUGCUUUUUCAAUUGGAAAAAUCCUGCCGUUGUUUUUAUUUAAUAAAACCUGUGAAAUUGCCUAUUUUUGAAUUCUUUUCAAGCUCUUUGAGAGAGGAAGAAAAAAGAAUGGAAAAUUUUGAGGUUCUCACUGAAUGCUUGUCUUUGCGGGCAGCCAUGGAUGCCACAUCGAUCAACCUCUCAGCUUCACAGGGCACUUCUCAAGUUUGUCGUUCUUUUUCUGAAUAUCUAAGAAAUAUUUGAAGAUUCUCAUUAAGUUCGAACAUUUUUUUCAAUAAUAUGUGAAGUAAAGGCUUUUUUCAGGUUUCCGCGGUUAAAGAAAUAUCGGCUCGAACCAAUCAAGCGCCAGAAAGAACUGUUACUAGCAGUUCUAGAACCGAGUCUCACAUUGAUGUGACGAGUAUGGCUAGCUCGGCAAGCACUUGGCACGAAGAAAUUGAGAAUCUCGAGUUCAUCGGUAAUAAUCUCUGAAUAAUGGUUUCUAAAAGUUAAAGUCCAAAGUUGAGUACAAGAUCGAGAUAUUUUCUUCGUAGAUUCAUUUAGAAAGAAAUAAAGAACUUUUUGGCUUGAAUUUCCAAGCUUUUCACUCUACUAAACUACGAACAAAAAAAAAAUAUUGGCAUAAUCCAAAUUCACUUUCCAGGCUGAUUUUUGCCAUUAAAGUAGUAUCAAUCGGUUUAUCUUGUCGAGAUACGUACAAAUAAACAACAAAUAAUGCCUCUCUAAUAAAAGAAAAUUUUUUUAAAAAGCAACACAAAAUCGUCUACCUUUUUUUGUAUCUUUACUCAAUCACUUUUUGAUAGAUUAGAAUUAGAUUCCGCAUUGUGGCUUUCGUAAACUUUUUCUUUUUAAAGAUAUUAGUUUUUGAACUGCGUGAACUUGUUCAGAAGGAAUGUGGCCGAGCGAAGCCAGCGUUUGAAUGUUCAAAUCCUUUUGUCGCUGUUUUUUCUUAACUAGUUUUUUUUUUUGAAAUAGUGAUGUAAAAAAGAAAUGUUAAGGGCCGUUCCAAACGUUUGACAGCCAUUUUGAUCGAAAAUCCCACUUUUUGUGAAUGAUAAUUUAGAAAAAACGCUGAAGCUUCGGAAGACUUCACAUCAUUGAGUAUUUUAAAUUGAAAAUCAAGCAGAAAAAAAAAAUAAGAGGAAGGCAUCGAAGCUUCAUCGAAAAUCCUUGCGUGUCUUGGUUGGAAAAAGCAACAGAUUGAAUCUUUUUUUCGAUAAAAGGUAUUCGAACAUCGGCAUAGGCUGCCACGCUAGCCACUGCAACAAACUUCUAGCUGCCAAACGAUGGCUGUCGGCUCGGAACACGGCAUUAGUGAACAAAACUUGCGCAAUUUUGCAAUUUCAAACGACAUACUGCGAGAGCUUAAUUUUUGUAAUUUGAAAAAAAAGAAGGGGUUUGAAAAGUUUUUCUCUCAGAUGGAGAUGACGACGGUCAUUUGAUCCCGGCAACCAGCAGCACAGUUCGAAAGAUCAGUUUCAACCCUCAGGCAGCGGGAUCAAUGUCGCCGAGUCGGAAAGAGACCGAAGAAAUAAAAGCGCACGUUGAUAAGCUUGCCAGCAUUGCCUCGCAACUUUCCAGAAAACACGCUGACUUCAACUCGGUUAGUUCUAUCAUUUUGAAUAUAGGAAUUUAAUUCCAAGGUUAGAAAAUGGAGUAUAGUUUUCUUUUUUCAGAAAAAAGACAGAGCAUCUAUUUCGAAGAUGAGAUCUCAAAUGAAGGAAUUGUUGAGAAGAGUCAACGAAAUCGAAAAAAAGGUAUUUUUUUCGAAGUUUUUUUCUUCCUAAUUCAUUUUUUUCUUUUUAAGGUUUGUACUGGUGAUGUCAAAGUCGAAGUACGCCAGCUUUUUGAAAAACUUUGGAAGAAAUGAAAAAAAGGUAUCUUUUACCGAGAAAUAACAAAAAUUCGGCUUUUUUUGAGUUUUUUUCUUAAAAAUAUUUCUGAGUAGAAAUGUUCCCAAAAGUCUUUCUGCGAACUAAAAAUAGCAAAAAAAGAAAUCAUAGUGACGGUUUUGGGACUUUACCAAAGAAAAAAAGUGAAAAACAUGAAAAAAACUAUAAUAACAUAUAGUUUCAAAUUUAAUUUUCUAAAGAAAAAUAAAAGAACACCAAAACCAUUCAAAUGCCAAUUUUCUUUUCACCUUAACCUCGCCAAAAAUCGUGGAAGCAUGGUUUAAAUUUGGUAAAGUUUCUCCUAACGUCCUGUCAAAAGGAUUUUUUUCAGACACUCGGAGAGGGAACUUUCAACUCGCCUCGUCUUUCGUCUCGAAUCAUCACAAUGCAUAAUAAAACGCCAUUCUGGAAUGAGCACAAUCAAGUUUAUCAGCUGGAUUUUGGCGGCCGGGUGACGCAAGAGUCGGCAAAAAAUUUCCAAGUUCGUACAGUUUGACCUGCGAUAAUUUUAAAUUUUUUUUUUUUGAUUUUUUGGCAGAUAAGUUAAAAUAAAUGCCAACAUUUUUUCUCAACAAUAGGAAAAGUUGACUUAAUGCUAGCCUUUUCUUUUCGUACUUCAGUCAAAUGAAAUGAUGAAAAAUCCGUGAAAUUAUUACUUACAGGGUGGCCCAAAAGUAUGGUCGCAAAAACAAACAGGUCAUUUCAAUAAGUAAAAAUAGUUUUGGACAGAAGUUACUUUUGUUGUAGCAUUCUAGUCCCUUCUUCUAUGUCUCCCGAAAAUUUCACCGAUAUCGGCUGAGGUACACACAAAUAGCAGCAAGUUUUGUCUGGCUGACACAGACGAAAAAAUAACAUUGCUGGCACGCAGCUCAAGAGUCGAUUGCGAAAAAAAAAUUUUUCUUUUCUCUCGUAGAAUUAAAUUUUAUAAUUUUUUUUUCUUCAUGUACCUCAUUGAUAAAAGGUGUAGAUUGCAAAAGAUGAGUAAUCAAAACUUUUGGGAAGCUGACUUAUGAGAAUUUUUCUAAGUUCGAUCAUGUCGUGUGGGUCUGCCGACGAUUUCUUGAUGGUAAUCGAGCCAGAAGUGUAACACAGAUAAAUAAAAGUGAUAAAUAUUUUUAGAAACCUCUUAUCAUUUCUCAUGCCAACUUUCACAUUACUGGGCUCAACCAAAGGAAAUCUAGAAGCAUAAACGUAAAAAAGCGUCAGGAAGGUCAUUUUUCGCCUGAGCCUGACUUUUUAGAAGAAAGGCAAAAUCUCAAAAGCUGUAAGCUCGUAGCCCUUCAUCUUUAUGUAUUUUAAAACUCAUAGUGUGGACCUUUGAUGCCCAAAUUGACCACUCCAGAAAAAAUUUUUGAGACCUUAAAAAAAAUUAAAGUUCUAACAUGACCCCUGCGUGCGGCAGCAGGUUUAGUCGACAUGGUUUAAAAUCGUUUUUUACGCAUAUGAACCAAAGUAGGAACGUUUUACUUUAAUUUAUCUAUCUAUAGUGCAUGUUAGUCUGACUCAAAAAGUUCCAGCAAAAUCCAUUGUGUCUGCACAAGUUUACGUUUAUUUUUUUAUAUGCGACAAUACUUUUGGGCCACCCUGUAUAUUUCAAUUAUUAUUUAUGUUGAUUACCUAGUUAUUCUAAUUAUUAUUCUGUUCUAACCAUCUGUUUUUGGGAAAUAAGAAAAACAUCUUCAGGUUGAAAUGGAUGGUAAACAAGUUUUACAAUUCGGAAGAAUCGAAGGAGGAGCCUACACUUUGGACUUUAGAAAGCCUUUUUCGGCUAGCCAAGCUUUUGCUGUCGCUCUCGCCAGCAUUACCCAAAGACUGAAGUGAGGUUUUUCAUCUCUGUAUUUUGUUCAUACUAGUCUCUUUGUUCACUUUUCUGGGUUUUCGUUAGAAAAAGCCGCGAAAAUGGGUAAAAACUUGGUACGGGGUACAUAAAUGUGGUUCUAGCUUGAUUCCUCCCCCGAACAAUCCACCAUUGUGAGUUUAUUCUGAUCGCAGCUGUUUCUGUACCCUCCGAUUUGUCUCUUAUAUGUACCUGAAAGCUUUGUAGAUUUUAUUGCACAUAUCUUCUUGAAUUUUUAAUAUUUUUCAUCUCCAAUAGUCAACUUCCGGCUAGCUUGACUGAACCUUUAUUCAACUAUUAAGGUUUAAUUUACAUCAGUGAGGUUUUUUGAGAAGAGUCAUUGCUUCAUUGAAGAACACACUGUUUUGGUAGUGCCUCUCUAAUAUCGAACGAAUUCAACUUAAACAACGAAAAAAUGAUCAGAAAUUCUAUAAUUUGACACAAUACUGAGCAAAAACGAGUCUGUGAUUUAUUUUUGUGUAUUUCUUUUUUCAAACUCUCUUUUUUUGUGAAGUUCUCCUAGAGUUAUGUUUAGUGAGAUGCAUUAUUUAUUAUAUACCUGCAAAAAAUUGUUUUUUCUUUCUGUGAUGAACUCCUUUCCUUCGUUCCAUUUCUCUUACAGUGCAGCUUCGAAUAUCAAAACACAGCUAAUCUUUGUUCAUAAAUGCUCCCAAACAGUUUUCCCAGUGCAAAAUAUUGUUGCAUAUUAUGUAAGUGGUCUGAUCUUCCGAUUUGAGAUUAUUAUUGGAAAUAAAAAAGUUUAUUCGUGCGUUUGAAACUUGAAAAGAAUCUUUGGCAUUCGAUGAAAAAAAUAUUUUUCCGGAAUCCGAGAUGUUUAGAAGGACACGUAUAGUCGAUUAUUCCCCACUUGAAAGGCGAGGUGGGUAAAAUGGCAAGGGCGAAGUACGCGACGCUGCUUUUGACACGAAACUUGAUGUCAAACGCUAUCUUGCAAAAAAUUUUGUGUGUUCUAACGAAGAGCCUGUUAGAUUAGUAGCUCUCAAACAAUGCUAACGCAAAUCGGCAGAGCCCCGGGCGUCUCUGAUCCAUUCUAGUGAUCACUUAAGUGCGCUGCGUUUGCUCAUCUUUAAAACCUUGAAAACUAUCUUGAACAAAAUUUAUGAGUUGCAAGGCUUCUUGUAAGUUAUUCCCUGAAGAAAUUCUUGAAUAUAUUCAAAUUAAAAGCUUUCGGUGUGGAGGGCGAGCAGGACCAGGUCGUACAGGCUUGCAUACUGCUUUACCGUUUGCACCAUCCGAGGUCGCAAUUGUCUCAAGCGGUUCGUCUCACUUUGAAAAAAGUUUCUUUGAUUAUUCAGGUCGGAUAGAAUGAACAAAUAUUAAAAAAUGUUUUUUAAUGAGUUCCGUGUAAAAUCUUCACUCGAAGUGGUCGCUCUCAUUCUGAGAAUUCCACCUAGAGCACGGUCUCCGGGCUCCAGCUACACCAUCCACUACAUUCUGAGCUCGUCAAGGCGCAACUGGAUGGACUACGCGCAGAAGGACGAUGCGAAGGACCGUAAGACCAUGCUUUCAACUCUUUCGACUACACGUUUGGACUUCUAG